AUGAGCUCUACAAUGGCUGCCUCGGCUGUGGCUGUGGCUGUCACAGCCUCCAAGAAGGAGUCUCCGAGCAGGUGGGGUCUCGGAGAGGAUCCAACAGGUGUGGGGCCCUCACUCCAGUGCCGAGUGUGUGGGGACAGCAGCAGCGGGAAGCACUAUGGUAUCUACGCCUGUAACGGCUGCAGCGGCUUCUUCAAGAGGAGUGUGAGGCGGAGGCUCAUCUACAGAUGCCAGGUGGGGGCAGGAAUGUGCCCAGUGGACAAGGCCCAUCGCAACCAGUGCCAGGCCUGCCGACUGAAGAAGUGCUUACAAGCAGGCAUGAACCAAGAUGCUGUGCAGAAUGAACGCCAACCCCGAAGCAUGGCCCAGGUCCAGCUGGACGGCAUGGAAGCAGGCAGUGAUGCCCGACCUGAGCCCUUGGUGGCCUCCCCUGCCUUGGCAGGGCCCAGUCCCCGAGGCCCCACAGCUUCAUCUGCAGCCAGAGCCAUGGGCCACCACUUUAUGGCCAGCCUCAUCACCGCCGAAACCUGUGCUAAGCUGGAGCCCGAGGAUGCUGAGGAGAACAUUGACGUCACCAGCAAUGACCCGGAGUUCCCUGCAUCCCCCUGCAGUCUAGAUGGCAUCCAUGAGACAUCAGCUCGCCUACUCUUCAUGGCUGUCAAAUGGGCCAAAAACCUGCCUGUGUUUUCCAAUCUGCCCUUCCGGGACCAGGUGAUCUUGCUGGAAGAGGCGUGGAAUGAGCUUUUCCUCCUGGGAGCCAUACAGUGGUCUCUGCCCCUGGACAGCUGCCCACUGCUGGCCCCACCUGAGGCCUCCAGCGGCGGCAGCAGCUCUCAGAGCAGGCUGGUCUUGGCUAGUGCAGAGAUGCGCUUUCUGCAGGAGACCAUCGCCCGGUUCCGGGCGCUGGCGGUGGACCCCACAGAAUUUGCCUGCAUGAAGGCCCUGGUCCUCUUCAAACCCGAGACACGAGGCCUGAAGGAUCCUGAGCACGUGGAGGCUCUGCAGGACCAGUCCCAAGUGAUGCUAAGCCAGCAUAGCAAGGCUCACCACCCCAGCCAGCCUGUGAGGUUUGGGAAAUUGCUCCUCCUGCUCCCGUCCUUGAGGUUCCUCACCGCUGAGCGCAUUGAGCUCCUCUUCUUCCGAAAGACCAUAGGGAACACUCCAAUGGAGAAGCUCCUUUGUGAUAUGUUCAAAAACUAGUGGGCGUGUCCAGUGUUUCCAGGCACCCAGGCAACACUCUUUUGGAGUUAAGUCUUUUCUGCCUUUCUCAUCCAGCAAUUCCACGUGCAGGUUUUUGUACCUGGCAGAAAUUUCUCCCAAAAUACUUUAUUGGAAUAUUCAUAGCGGUCUUAUUAACACCCCUAGCUCUGUUUGGACAGUAGAAUGCAUGGAUGGGUUGUGUUAUAGUCAUAGGAAAAACACCUGGGGGCGGGGCGGGGAUGAACAGCGGGUCCACAUGACAACAUGGAGACUUUUUGUAGGCUACAAGGUGAACAAAAGCCAGG
Molecule: messenger RNA, 1502 nt
Organism: Peromyscus eremicus (cactus mouse)
Lineage: Eukaryota; Metazoa; Chordata; Mammalia; Rodentia; Cricetidae
Gene: Nr2e3
Product: nuclear receptor subfamily 2 group E member 3
Exons: 8
Coding region: 1-1197 (398 amino acids)
Biological process (GO): positive regulation of transcription by RNA polymerase II; anatomical structure development; cell differentiation
Molecular function (GO): nuclear receptor activity; zinc ion binding; RNA polymerase II cis-regulatory region sequence-specific DNA binding
Source: RefSeq, a predicted model, not a curated record